Messenger RNA from Wyeomyia smithii (pitcher-plant mosquito), 1214 nucleotides. RefSeq names its product pupal cuticle protein 27 (gene Cpr97Eb). The transcript is spliced from 3 exons. Gene Ontology annotation, molecular function: structural constituent of chitin-based larval cuticle. Lineage: Eukaryota; Metazoa; Arthropoda; Insecta; Diptera; Culicidae. The coding region runs from base 286 to 939 and encodes 217 amino acids. The record is from RefSeq and is a predicted model, not a curated record. Gene Ontology annotation, cellular component: chitin-based extracellular matrix.
GUGCGAGCUGUUUGUAAACAAACUUUUAUCGCUGUCGACCACUGGCCCAUCGAUCCUGGGCUGAACCCGCACCCGCUGUUGCUACGAAAGAACAUUCGAACGGUAAAAUCGCCCGCGCGCGCACGUUUAAACGGCGGAUCGAGCGAAACGCGAAAGUUCUGCGUGCUAUCAGUUAUCAAGCUUUAUCGUGACGUUUUUCCCGCCUUCCAGCUUUAUUGGGAAGAGAGUUGAAAAUACGCACAGUUCUACUGUUCUAUCAGAUUUUAAACAAUCACCAAACCUAAAAUGAACACUUUGCUCAUACUGUCCGCACUUGUGACGGUGAUCGCCGCCCAGCAAGACUACACUACACCGGUCCCGAUCCUGAAGCAGAUCAAUCGACACAACGAGGAUGGCAGCUACAGCUACGGCUACGAAGCUGCUGAUGGUUCCUUCAAAAUCGAAACCAAAUAUCCGACCGGCGAGGUGCAGGGCAAGUACGGGUACGUCGAUGAUGCCGGCAAACUGCGUGAAAUAGAGUACGGUGCUAGUAAACGAGGAUUCGAACCAGCAGGUACCGACAUCAACGUGCCCCCUCCAACGUUGAACAACAACAAUCACGCCUACCCGCCACUAGGUCCCGAUGAGGAAGACGACGGCCAGUACCGGGAGGACCCUAGCAUCUACUACAAGGACUCGCGGUACAACUCGAAACCAUCGGCACCAGCCUACCAGCCACGUCCGGCUCCCGUCCAGUACAAUCCGGCUCCUCAACAGUAUUAUCAGAACAAUGUGACACCUGCUCCUGCGUACCAGCAGCCACAGCACCGUUAUCAGCCACAGCAGCAGCCACAGCCACAGCCAUACUAUCAGCCACAGCAGCGGUCGUCCCAAUACUGGCAUCCGAACGCACAAGUGGACAUCAACACCGGAUCGUAUUCGCUUAGCUACACCGGUUAAGCUGAGCGCUUAAGGUCCUGUGCUUGCAUGUGUGUGUGCUCCUAAGUCAUCUCUACUGCUGCCUUAAAUGCCAAUAUAUAAUUUUGAUGUUGUUGAUUGCUUCGAAAGGAGACGAAAGUCCCCAUCUCGGGGAGCGGGAUUUGGUUUAAGGCUCAGCAAUUAAACAGUCAUGUACUUUUUAGCGUUAGGUUUGUUCCGAAAAUAGUUUCGUCUGCUGUCGAGACGAUUUGUCCGUGUACGUCCGUUUGAGGUUACAAUAAAUCUCUUCUUUUUUA